Messenger RNA from Symbiodinium necroappetens, 350 nucleotides. The record is from the annotation of a GenBank genome assembly. NCBI's taxonomy places the organism in Eukaryota, Dinophyceae, Suessiales, Symbiodiniaceae.
GCUUCCAGGUCAAAACCAUGGUCUCGUCAGUGUCGCUGCCUGGGGUGGAGGGGCGGCUGGGCAUUCUCCGGGGCCAUGCGCCCAUGCUUGCGCCCCUGGCCUACGGGCUGCUCCGGUAUCGCCGGCAGGGGGAGUGGGUGCCCAUGGUACUCCGCGGCGGCUUUGCCACCGUGCAAAACAACGUGGUCACUAUCUUGACCACCGCCUGCGAGCGGAAGAAUGAGAUACCUGUGAUCGAGGAUGCCCGGCAAGCGCUGGAAGAGGCAACGAACGCCUUUACCGAGGCAUCCACAAGGACGGAGCGGCUGGCGGCGGCGGAUGCCUUGAAGCUGGCCUCUGCCCGUCUGCAG